ACCAGAAGUGUCUCUAGAUUGACUGCCGUAGCUGUAAUAGCUGUUUGGAACCAUGGCGGCAGGUGUAGCAGCUUGGUUACCCUUUGCCAGGGCAGCAGCCAUAGGAUGGAUGCCAGUGGCUACUGGUCCCAUGCCAGCUGCUCCACGGCAGGAGAGAAAGCGAAGCCAGGACUCUCUGAUUGUGCUGAAUGUGAGUGGCAUCCAGUUCCAGACAUGGCUGGACACCUUAGAGCGCUACCCUGACACUCUGCUGGGCAGUUCAGAGCGGGACUUCUUCUACCACCCUGAGACACAGCAGUACUUUUUUGAUCGGGACCCUGACAUUUUCCGCCACAUUCUCAACUUCUACCGUACUGGGAAGCUUCAUUAUCCCCGCCAGGAGUGCAUUUCAGCUUAUGACGAGGAGCUGGCCUUCUUUGGCAUCAUCCCUGAGAUCAUUGGUGACUGCUGUUACGAGGAGUACAAGGAUCGCCGGCGCGAGAAUGCUGAGCGCCUGCAGGAUGAUGCCGAUACGGAUCAUGUAGCUGAGAGCUCCCUACCCUCCAUGACAGCUCGUCAGAGGAUGUGGCGGGCCUUUGAAAACCCACACACCAGUACCCUGGCUCUAGUCUUCUACUAUGUCACUGGUUUCUUCAUUGCCGUCUCCGUGAUUGCCAAUGUGGUGGAGACAGUGCCCUGUGGGGUGAGCCCGGGUCGCAUCAAGGAGCUGCCCUGUGGAGAGCGGUAUGCGGUGGCUUUCUUCUGUCUGGAUACUGCCUGUGUCAUGAUCUUCACAGUUGAAUAUCUCCUACGUCUGCUGGCAGCUCCUAGUCGCUACAAAUUUGUGCGCAGUGUCAUGAGUAUCAUUGAUGUGGUGGCCAUUAUGCCGUACUACAUUGGCCUGGUGAUGACAGAUAAUGAGGAUGUCAGUGGGGCUUUUGUGACAUUAAGAGUCUUUCGUGUCUUCAGGAUCUUUAAGUUUUCCCGCCACUCACAGGGUCUGCGCAUCCUGGGCUACACGCUGAAAAGUUGUGCCUCGGAGUUAGGCUUCCUCCUCUUCUCACUCACUAUGGCCAUCAUCAUCUUUGCCACAGUCAUGUACUAUGCAGAGAAAGGUUCAUCAGCCAGCAAGUUCACCAGCAUCCCUGCAGCCUUCUGGUACACCAUCGUCACCAUGACAACACUGGGGUAUGGUGACAUGGUGCCAAAGACAAUAGCUGGCAAGAUUUUUGGUUCAAUAUGCUCCCUGAGUGGUGUCUUGGUCAUUGCUCUGCCAGUUCCUGUAAUUGUCUCCAACUUCAGCCGUAUAUACCACCAGAAUCAACGAGCAGACAAGCGCAGGGCACAAAAGAAAGCCAGGCUGGCUCGGAUCCGUGCAGCGAAGAGUGGGAGUGCUAAUGCCUACAUGCAGAGCAAACGGAACGGCUUGCUGAGUAACCAGCUGCAGCAGUCCUCCAAUGAAGAAGAACAGGCCUUUGUUGGCAAAUCUGGCUCUUCCUUUGAAACACAGCACCACCACCUGCUUCACUGCCUGGAAAAAACCACGAACCACGAGUUUGUGGAUGAGCAAGUCUACGAGGAGAGCUGUAUGGAGGUUUCCACGGUGAACAGACCCCCGAGCCACAGCCCGUCCCUGUCGUCGCAGCAAGGCGUGACCAGCACGUGCUGCUCGCGGAGGCACAAGAAGACGUACCGCAUCCCGAACGCGGCCGGCAGCGGCAGCCGCCCCCGCAGCGUGCAGGAGCUCAGCACCAUCCAGAUCCGCUGCGUGGAGAGGACGCCUCUGUCCAACAGCCGUUCCAGCUUAAAUGCCAAAGUGGAAGAGUGCGUUAAACUAAACUGUGAGCAGCCUUACGUCACUACAGCAAUAAUCAGCAUCCCAACACCUCCAGUCACCACACCUGAAGGAGAUGAUAGGCCAGACUCUCCCGAGUAUUCGGGAGGAAACAUUGUCAGAGUAUCUGCAUUAUAAAACAAGGAAUUAUUUAUAAAUUAGCAUAAAGACCACUUGCAAGCUGAGCUCGAGCAGUGAAAAACGAGUCGCGAGGAAUGAGAGAGCUGACAAAGACAACGCCCCUUGACGAGUGUGCCAGCGGCCGCAGAGCAAGAGGUUCAGGAGAAACAGACUUUGUGGGUUUUGAUGUCCUAGGGUGUGAACCAAAAGGAGUUUCUUGCCCUCUGUCCAAACUGACGUGCGGUGGAAUCUUCUGUGACCAUCCUGACUUACUAUAUGAGCACAAUGAAAUGUCCCCACUGAUGCUUCUUCUUAUCAUGAGAGCUCUUUUUAGAAAAAAACACAAACGAAAAAAUAGAAACCUAUGUUCCUGCUGAAUGCAAAACAACAAGAAACAUUUUGAUAACAUGUCUUUUUUUUCCCUGUUAAUAAACCACAAACUUGUUGAAGAACUGUCAAAAAACGAACGAAAAAAUGCUCAUAUGAAAUAUGUUUGUACUGACUGAAAGAACUACAACCAUAAUGCAUGCUGAAAUUAUUUGAAGCUGUGAUCUCAGUUUACUUUUGUUGUUUUUCAGAUUAGGCAUGAUAAAAUAAUACUGUAGAAAGGGGCAUUUCCGUGCACUUACAACAAGCUGAUUGUUAAUGUUCCAUGGUAGUUGUACAAAUAAGUUCCCUUUGAAAAAUGCAGCAUUUCUUACUCAAACACUCAUUAGUCAACUAAAGGUGUUCAGUUAGUUCAAUAUUUACUAUUGUUUUAUCUUGCUUCCUAGGUACUGUUACAACUGCAAUAAGUCAUUGUACACCUGUUGUAUCAGGAAUCAGGAUUUUUUUUUUUAAGGUAUUUUACACAACUUCAUCUACACUAUAAACUUCUAAUGGCAAAUAUUUAAAUAAUCUUACAGCCAAACUGUGCACCACAAAUUGCUAUUCAGCCAUUACUCCUUUUGUUCACUGUUCUAUAUUUCU
This is a messenger RNA of Ficedula albicollis (Collared flycatcher), 2902 nucleotides long. It is a transcript of the gene KCND2, whose product is annotated as potassium voltage-gated channel subfamily D member 2. Gene Ontology annotation, molecular function: A-type (transient outward) potassium channel activity; protein binding; voltage-gated monoatomic ion channel activity involved in regulation of postsynaptic membrane potential. Gene Ontology annotation, cellular component: voltage-gated potassium channel complex; membrane. Lineage: Eukaryota; Metazoa; Chordata; Aves; Passeriformes; Muscicapidae. The record is from RefSeq and is a predicted model, not a curated record. Bases 53 to 1951 code for a protein of 632 amino acids. Gene Ontology annotation, biological process: protein homooligomerization; potassium ion transmembrane transport. The transcript is spliced from 7 exons.